Durusdinium trenchii is the source of this 822-nucleotide messenger RNA. Lineage: Eukaryota; Dinophyceae; Suessiales; Symbiodiniaceae. The record is from the annotation of a GenBank genome assembly.
AAAAUACCCAUUCCCCAAGUGCAGUGAGGUCGUUUCUGCCCUGCCUGGCCGCUCCUGGUUCUAUCCAGAAAUUGCUCAGUUUCAGAUGAUGUUCUUGAGAUCUUUCCCUCAAGAGUGAGGGAUCCUCACAGUUUGGGGACGAUGCCUUGGUCCUUUCAGAUGCCUUGACGUGACCAAGGUGUUGAAACUCCCGUGCAAAUCAUCGAGUCGUUGGAGUCAUCGAGUCCCACUUGGAGACCAAAGGUCUUCAGAAGCACCAUUUGCGCAGCUCUGGAUGUCCGCCCCUUUCUGGGCUCAAGUGACAAAUUGAUGUAACUUGCCAUUUGUUUAGUAAAGAGAUUAACGUUUUUUUGGUGACUCCCUUCUUUGAGCCAUGUCCUUCGUAUACACCCUUGGCUUGACUUUGAUGCUUGUUGUGAGUGGCGUCCGGCAAGACCAGAUGGGUACGCCAAACGGACGCGAUGAGAAACCUUGGGCGGAUCCUUAUCAAACAGGGCAACACAGUGGCUUCUACGACCGGCAACGACGUGAUAUGGAAAAGAUCAUUGUUGACUGCUGGCACCCGCACCUCGAAUCCUUUACCAAGUGCAUCAAGGAGACGUGUGAAAAGGACUUUGGCGGCAGUUUCACUGCAGUGGUCUCAGAUCAUUGGAAAUAUGUGGAACCUGAACACGAUCAGGGCUACUAUGUCAUGUUCCAGUACGGUGACACGAGCAAAGGGCAAGAUUACAAGAUCGUGAUCCGCAAGUAGUGAGUGUUACGCUUCACACGACCUGACAAGUGUGAGCUGUGGUUCUUGACAUGCGCGCAGACGUGGAAGCA